Molecule: messenger RNA, 3216 nt
Organism: Symbiodinium pilosum
Lineage: Eukaryota; Dinophyceae; Suessiales; Symbiodiniaceae
Source: the annotation of a GenBank genome assembly
AUGAGGGCAGAAAUUUUCAGCCCAGAAGGUGAGGCCCAUACAGUGCAUGGAGACGAUGAAUUCAAUGACCUUCCAGAGGAAGUGAAUGACGAAACGUUCCCGGAUCUGGUUCUGGCACCAGAAGUUUGCGAGCAUGCAGCAAUAACAUGGGAGUUGUUCUUAGAUCAUUAUCCAUCUCACAGAAUGGCUGGGGAGGCCAUCUUUACCUCAAUUUUCGAUGCAAAUCCCAGCCUGCAAGUCCUCUUUAAAUCGCCUGCCUCGGUGAUGGCCUUGAAGUUCGUGAGUGCGUUCGGAGGUGUUUUGGAGCAUGCCGGGGAUCCAGCAGCCUUGAAGCCGCUAGUCGAGACCCUGGGUUUUCAACAUAUGGACUUUGACAUUAACCGGCAGAAGAUCCAAAGCUUCCGCGAUGCGAUUGUGGAUCUUUUGGAUAUGGAUCUCGGAAACACCAUGACUUCAAAAGGAAAAUAUGGCAUAGCUGCCCUUAUCAAUUACAUCGGAGGUGCAUGCAUGUACAUACGAAAAGAGUACACUUCUCGUGUGCAGAUGAUACAUACCACCUGGGCACAAGCUACACAUGCAGGCCAGACGCAAGACGAUGAGGAGAAGCAGGAAACUAAUGCGAGACCUUCUGUAGCAGAGGAAGCCGACGAAGGGAAUGCUGAGAACGCCCAAGUCACCCAAGGUGCAGGCGAAGCGACUGGCGAUGCGCCACCAAGUGUUCCCACAGGUUUCUUUGAGAUGUUUAUGUUCAAUUGUGCUGUGAUGGGCUACAACACCAGCCAGCAUUGGAUGGACUUAAUACUGGAGCAGCUUGACAAUAUUGUAAUGAACAUUGCCAACAUCAGUCGAGUCCAGGAAGAGUGCAGCACUUUGGCGCUUAGCUUGGACAAGUUCGCGACAGAAGUGGUGUUUGGCGACUUCCGGUCGGUAGCGAUGUCUUCGCUGAAGGCGUGUGUACCUGACUGGAAUGAGGAGCACGAAGUGGCGUGGAUGUGGCUCUGGGGCCACGUGGACAGAAUGCUUUCAGAGAUCCGUGGCAAGCCUGAAGCGCAGAUGAAGCGCCUUACAAAGUUCCUGGACAAUCUGUCGGAAGAAGAUGCCCAGCGAAUUCGGAAAGGUGUCCACGCACAGUUCUUUGAGCUGGCCCCUGCAGGGCAGGAUUACUUCAAACAGUCCAACACCCGGCUCUACUUUAUCUCUCAGAGGGUCAUUGACCUGAGCCUCAGAUUGUAUCAGGAUCCUUCGGAAACCAUCCGACAGAUCUCAGAGCUGGGCCUGAAACACGUGGGCUUGGCCAUCCCUACGGAGUUCUUUCCACCGUUUGUCACAGCAGCAACACACGCCCUGGCACAGGUCACGGACGUGGAGGCUGUCAUCGAGGCCUUCCGCUGGUCCAUCGCACUCAUGGGACGGAUCUUGGCCCGAACCGUCGUGGAAGGCUCUACGCUGGUCAUGAGGGCCAUCACCAGUGACGAUGAGGUUCAGCUGAAGAAGGCAAUGGCUGUGGCUCCGCGUGGCAAGCGGGCUUCUCAGCUCUUGAACCUAAGCGUCGGAACUCUGAGCAUUUCCCCGUUGUAUUGGGCCAUUGAGACUGGGAGCUUGCAAGUGGCCCGUGCCAUGAUUGAGGAUCUUCUGACCAUCCGUGCAGAUCGGACAGUGUACUUCUAUGGGUGCGAUGCAUUAUUCAAGCGUCAUCCUGAUUUUCUGCAUUACCUCAUUGUUCAUGCCCGUGCACUGGUCCCCACAUUGCUGGAUGGCUUGAUCUGGCGUUCCCGUACAACUGUGGAAGGCGAGAGGCGCGUGAAUUACUACGUGAAGCAUUUGAUACAAGAUGCGGACGGGAACUUUAACCAGGCAUUGGAAUGGGUGGCUGAAAGCCAAGAUACGCAUCUGGCCUGUCAUCCUGUGUUCUUGCUCGUGUCUGACACCGUUUGGAAUGGGCUGGCCAGCCGGUUCUUCAUCUUAGACAGGCUUGCCUACAUGUUCUUUUUGGUUGUCUUCAUGCUCAGCCAGUCAUUCUUGCAGCACCUCAAUGGCGGCAAUCCGGACCUGCCCAGCCGAAUAGCUACGUUUUCUUGCCGCGUGGUGGUUUAUCUUGGCAGCAUUGGGCAGAUGCUCAUCCAGCAGGCCAGGACUUUGUGGACACAGAUCAAGAGCUUGCGACAAGGGAAGGAAGGCAGCAUCACAUGGUUCUGCAUGGAUAUGAUUCCUGUGCCCUCGUAUUUGACGGAUGUGCAAAAUCUGUUUAAGUUCCUGCUGCUCCUUUUUCUUGUGCUGACUUGUGCUUUUGAUCCGAUGAUCUGGUGCCUAGCCGAUGGGAGCACUGAGCUGUUCACGCAAAGCUGCGAAGCCGGAGAGGUUGUCAGGGACGCCUACUCGGCGUUGUCUAUGUUGACGCUGCUUCUUUACUGGCUCAUCCUUGGUGGCUUAUCCAUCCUGUCCAUGCGGCUUGCAGCUUUUACGCUUGCUUGCACGCAGGUAUUGGAGGAACUAGGGCUCUUCCUAGUUGCGCUUUUGUUCCUCAUUCUUACGUUUGCUAGUUCCCUCAGCGCGCUGGACCACGGCAGCCCCUAUUUUGCAAGCUUGCCCAAAGCUAGCCUCUCUCUCUGGCAGAUUUCCGUUGGAAUGUUCAAUUUGGGCAGAAUGGAAGGCCUGGACAAUGAUCCCAUGCUGCUUCUUAUGUUGGCAGUCUUCGUGACAUUGUCCAUUGUCUUUUUGUUGAGCCUGCUCGUGGCGCAGUUCCUGGGUGUGUUCCUAAGCAGGUAUGAGGACAUGAUAGGCUACGCAAGGUUAAGGCGAUGCAGCGUAGUCGUGAAGACUGUCCGGAGCUUGUCUACAAGGCGGUGGACUGAAUUCCUCGAAUCUUUGCAAUUGGAGGAGCCGCUGGAGUUCAGUGAGGGUGACAUUGGCUUUGCUGGAGGAAUCCAGGUCACAGAGCCAGCUUUUGACCACCCAACCACAACAGAGACUAUUGUGCGGUUUGGAGGCUCAGCAUCUGCUUCUAUGCCCUGGCCAGUGGAUCCUCAUGAAUUCCAGGAGGAUCCCUAUGAGCUCUUGGAAAGGCAGAUCCUACAUCUCGCCAAGAAGUCCACAGUUCUGCAUGACACGCAGAAGUCUAAACUAAGUGGCGGCUCGCAGCCAUCACAGGCCAGCUCCAGCAUCGCAAUUUCUAGCGCUGACCAGCAGAGUGACGAGGGGAGUGGCUCCACUGAUUAG